Molecule: messenger RNA, 7509 nt
Organism: Phyllopteryx taeniolatus (common seadragon)
Lineage: Eukaryota; Metazoa; Chordata; Actinopteri; Syngnathiformes; Syngnathidae
Gene: wwc1
Product: WW and C2 domain containing 1
Exons: 22
Coding region: 765-4256 (1163 amino acids)
Biological process (GO): negative regulation of organ growth; cell migration; regulation of hippo signaling
Cellular component (GO): cytoplasm
Molecular function (GO): kinase binding; molecular adaptor activity
Source: RefSeq, a predicted model, not a curated record
UUGAGGUAAUGUAGAUCGUUGACGGACUAGUAGUGAAGACACCGGGAACUGGAUGAGCACUUUACCCACCAUCGCAUCCUUUCACGUCCUCGGCUGUGGAAGACGUCAUUUAAACGUUUGUGUAACGUUUAGCGAUAGGUGCCUCGUCCUCCCGUCGGACUUCUUUUCCCCUCCCCUUGCUCCUCCGCGUUCGGUUGUCAGGGGGGCUAACCUCGGCGGUUCCUUCUCGGUCCUCGCUCGAACAUGGUGGUGGCCUGUGGCCAAGAAGUCGACGAGGCAGCCCGGGGACGUCGAGCGGAGUCUUUUUAAAACGCACAUUUCGCAAGUUUAUUCUCAACCGUCGCGUUUGGAAUUCGCCGUGAGCCCUUUAGACGUUGACGGCGAACCCCCCCAUUAGCAUUUGUUGUAGGGGAAGGGGGGCACAACGCGGCAAUUUGGCGUCCCAAGUUGCCCUCAACUUUUUUUUUUUUUUCUGGAGGAGUUGGGGUAAAAGAUGGCGACAUAAUUGCAGGAGAAAUCAAGUGCAUCCAAAUGGAACCGUUUUACCCCCUGCGUCACUUUUAGCAGCCUUGCUUGGAUUACUUCAGUAUUAUUAUUAUUAUUAUUAUUAUGGAUAUUCGCAGCCAAGCGGCGCCAGAUCGGGAAUAACAACAACCACCACCAACAACACCGGUGCUUACGAAUAUGAUGACCGAGAAAAGCGAUUGUUUCCCCUCGUCGAGAUUUUGAGUAGUCGCGGUUCAUUACAUGGAGACUCGCCUGACAUGCCGAGGACGGAGUUGCCACUACCCGACGGUUGGGAAGAAGCCCGAGACUUUGAUGGCAAAGUCUACUAUAUCGACCACAUCAACCAGAACACCAGCUGGCUCGAUCCCAGAGACAGGCAGACGAAGCCUCUGACGUUUGCCGACUGUAUCGGAGAUGAGCUGCCAGUCGGUUGGGAAGAGGCAUUCGACCCUGUGGUCGGGGCGUACUAUGUCGACCACAACACCAAGAGCACCCAGCUGGAGGACCCGCGGGCCCAGUGGCAGCGGGAGCAGGAGGCCAUGCUGCGGGAAUACCUGGCCGUGGCCCGCGAUGCCCUCAGCGCCCAGAAGGAGAUCUACCAGGUGAAGGAGCAGAGGCUCCGUCUGGCGCAGCAGGAGUACCUGCAACUCAACAACACCUGGCGGGACAAGUCCACGUCGCAAACUAGCUUGAAUUCCAGAACGUCCACCUCCAGCAAGUACGAUCCAGAUAUCCUCAAAGCAGAAAUAGCCACAGCCAAAAGUCGGGUCAACAAGCUGAAGCGGGACCUGGCCUGUAUGAAACAGGAGCUGCAGUACAAAGAACAAGGCUUUGAGACCCUCAAAGAGAUUGACCUGAAAGUGUCCAGCAGUCCAUAUGGCUUCAAAUUGCAGGAGGCGCAGGCCAUCCUCAGCGAGGUGCGCUCCAUCCGAGACACCAUCAGUGCCGGCGAGAAGGAGAAACAAGAACUCAUGCAGAAACUGGCGGUUCUAAAGGAUGCUUUCCAGCUGGACUCGGGCUCGCAGCAGGAUCUGUGGGGCAGCAGUCGCUCGCUGGCCAACUCAGAGCUGUCCAUCCCCCGACUGUACUCUGACGCCGGAUCCCAGACCGACAUCCCCGCCGAGUACGUGAAUAACUCCAACAAACUGGCAGAGAAAGUCCGUCUGAGUCUGAAGUACGAGGAGGCCAAGCAAAGGAUCGCCACCAUUGAGGUGCAGAUCGCCAAGCUGGACAGCGAGGCGUGGCCGGGCCUGCUGGACCCGGAGCGCGACCGCCUCAUCCUCAUCAACGAAAAGGAGGAGCUGCUGAAGGAGCUGCAGUACGUGCGGCCGCGACAGCGCCUGGAGCCCAACGACGCCCAGAAGCUGGAGACGGAGAAGAAGCGUCUGGAGAGAGACCUGCAGGCCGCCAGGGACAACCAGAGCAAGGCUCUGACUGAAAGGCUGCGACUACACUGCAGGAGGAACAAGCUGGUCAGGGAGCUGGAGGAGUUGGUACGACUGGCCACGUCGUUACAUACUCAGCUCAAAAGCCUAUCCGCCAGCACGUUGUCGUGUUCGUCCGGCAGCAGUCGAGGUUCACUAACCUCGAGCCGCGGCUCGCUGGCCACCACCUCCAGCCUGGGCUCCACCUCCUCCCUCAGUUUCACCGACAUCUACCUGGAGCAGCCGGAGCUGGCCGACCCUGACUUUCAGAACAAGCUAGACAGCCUCCUGCAAGAGGGCGGCCAGGUGGGCUACCGGCCCUCCAACUCCAUCACCACCAUACAUGAACACGAAGUGGUGACGGGCGGUGACGAAAGGGAUGCCGAAAGGCCCGAAGGCCAAACACCAGGGCUGGGUGGAGACACUAACAAGGGUGUGGUAGGAGUUUCUGGAGGAGAGGUGGGACCAUCCAGGAUUCAAGCACUCAGACUCUCAGAGACCCCUCGCUCCAUGAGCUCUUUGUCACCGCGCUCGUCGCUUUCCUCGCUCUCGCCGCCGUGCUCACCGCUGGUCACGGACAUUACUUUCCUGUCCGGGGAGACCUUUGCCCGCCAAGCGGGGACUGCCGGGUUGAGCCUGGAUCUGGAGCUUCAGAGCAGACUAACGGAGCUGGACCUCAGGCUGGACUCCCAGGAGCAGCAGCAGCAGGAGGAGCGCGGCGCCCCCAGUGGGCUGGAGGAGAAGCAGAAAUGCAGUUGUGUGCUGGCUGAGGAGCUGAAAGCUCCAGAGUUGCAAGUGACGACAGCGGGGCCAAAGAAGAUGGGAGUGAUCUCGGCUGUGUCUGACGAGUCUGUCGCUGGUGACAGUGGCGUGUAUGAACCCUCUGAGCGCAGGCCGGGCCUCCCUGCUGACCUCCUCCUGGCCUCUGAUGAGGAGAGGCUGCCUCUGGGCUGCGCUCAGGUGCAGCUUGGCUUCCGCUACGAGCCGCGGGACCUGCGGUUCACUGUCUCCGUCAUGCGGCUGUCAAACUGCAGUGCCCUCUGUCUUCCGCCAGAUGAGAAAAUGCACGUUCGCGUGGCGGUGCUCCCCUGCGUGGAAACGACCCGCUGCCUGUUCCGAACAAGCGCCUACCUGCCACAGGACGUCGUGGACUUCAACGAGGUGUUCGGCGUGCAGUUGUCCCACAGUGCACUGCGGCAGAAGACAUUGAGGGUGGACGUGUGUGACACGAGCAAGUCGGGCCACGAACACUGUCUGGCGGGAGCCCAGAUCAGCCUGGCUGACGUUAACUGUUCGGAGGAGAGGAGAACUACAUGGUACAACCUGCUGAGUCAUGCUUUCCUCCCGGAUGUCAGUGGCAAGGACAAGGACAGGGGCGCAGCCGGUGCCUUGGGCACGAUCAGAUCUUCCAGCAGUGCUAGACUUCCGGGUGAUGAGGAAACAUGGCAUGGCGGCCUGCUGGAGGUGUUUGACGACGAGGAAGAACUCUGCGCUGUGGUUCCGGAGCCUUUAGAGGAAGGAGACCUAUUCUACGCUAAUUCCGGCCAAUGGGAGGCAGAGGAGGAGCAGCAGGAAGAGGAAGAGGAGGAGAAGGAGGAGGAAAGGGAGACCAAAGUGCUCCCUCUAGCUCCCAUUAAAGAAAAGGUGAACAAGGAGACGACCAUGGACGGCUUGUCUUCAUCCAGUCACCACUCGGUGGUCCGGCCCAAGGAACGGCGCGCCGACCUCUCCCAGCAGCAUGCCUUCAUGCGGGGAAACGCCAUCAUCCGCUCCAAGACCUUCUCCCCGGGACCACAGAGCCAGUACAUCUGCAGGAUCAACCGGAGUGACAGCGACAGCUCCACACUCUCCAAGAAGUCUCCGUUUGUGCGAAACGCCUCGGAGAGACGCAGCAUGCGCAUGAAGAAGCCUCCCGUGCAGGUCAAAGGUCUGGAUGGCCUGCUGCGCACCUCUCUGGACCUGGAGCUGGACCUGCAGGUGUCCCGCACCCGCCAGUCGCGUCUGGCUCAGGAGCUGCACGUGCUGCGCGAACUCCAGGCGCAGCUGGAGACAGCGCGGCAACAGGGCCGGCGCGAGCUGCCCGCCUGGGUCAGAGAAGACGAGCGCUUCCGUCUCCUCCUCAAGCACGCCGAGAAACAGACUCACGAGGAGCAGCUGCAGGAGAAGCGGGUGGAGAAGAUGAUGAGGGCGGCGGCGAAAGACGUCCACAAGAUCAGAGGACGCAGCCGCAAGGAGGUGCCCGAGGUGCAGACCUUCAGAGAGAAGAUGGCGUUCUUCACACGAACCAAGACCACCAUUCCGGACCUGCCGGCCGACGACGUGUAGCCAAGCAUUUCAAAUCAUCUCGACCCCUCCUCUGCGCCGCCUCGCACAAGUCAAGUCAAAACGGUUAUAUGAAGAAUUUUACAGUAUCGUAGACGCAAAACAAACAUUACCGUCACCACUCAGCAUUGUUAGCUUUUGUAAAUAUAGUGACAACACUGCUUGAGUUUUUCUUUUUUUUUUUUUUCCUGUUACUAACACGUCUUUAAAAUCAUUCCAGCACAAAUGACAGCACAAAUAUAAAAUCUAACAACAACGGUACUGAAACAACAAAAAAUUAUUAGAAUCAUAAGAACAAUAUGAAGAAAGUAUGUUUUUUUAAAGAUGUAUUUUGUUUUAAAGCUCUUUAAAUCCACUUUACCUGGAAAGCGACCCUUAUGUUAAGAAAACCACAAGUCCCAGCAUGCAUUGCAGCGAUUCAUCAGAGACCCUUUCUUGACAGUCGAUUAUUUAUCUCACAAUAUUGACAACCUUCAUCUACAUCAGCAAUGCACAACAUGUUAAUUCUUAAGAGUCUUUGAAAAAAACAAGUUCUUUGUAUCCUAGCGACAGCACUGAUGGUUGUAAUCAUGUUUUUGUUUUUUUUACAUUCUUUUCAUUUUUAGUCGAAAACAAACAUGCUCUCUCACUCAGGUAGGAAAUUAGUUAGUUUGCACUUUAACAAAUUGUUGUAAAAGUUGUAACGAGGAAAAAAACAAUAAUUGUCACGCUGGAAUGAUAAUUGAAACAGAAUUUUUUUUUUUACGACUGUGAACAUCUCGAUUGUAUUUUUAAACCAGCAAGCACCAGCCAAUGGGAGCACACCAGCAUCUUGCUCUUCAUUCUGAUUGGCUGUUUGAUUGAACUCGUGUUGUAACUGGAUGAAUUUAUUCUUUUUAGCGUGCAUAACUGGACUCUCUUCAUGCUUAAAAAAACAAAACCAAUAAUAAUCUCGUCUUCAUUAAUUUUUAGGGUUGCAAAGGGCUAGGAAAUUUGUGGAAAGUUAGCGGUAAAUUUUGAUUGGAAGAUAAGAUUGGGAGUUGUGGAAAUAUUCCAACUUUGCGGUAAUCGGCUGCGAUUUAACUGUGAAUUGAGAAUCCAAAAAGUAUCAUAUUCAAGUAUAUGAAUGUAAACAUUUUGUUUUGUCAUAAGCUGACUUAAUUGCUCCACUUUUGCUUUCACUUCACUCCACGUUUGAUUGCAACUUAAAGCAAAAAUAAAUGAAUAAAAAUAUCGACUUGAAAUUUCCUGGAAUUUUGCAACCCUAAUUAUUAUUCAUAAUUAAUACAAUGUAAAAGCCAAGUGUCUCUAAGACAGUCUCCCGCUGCUGGACAUUAGAUGGUGGAACCUCCAAUACUGUGAUUCCCCUCCCGACCCAUGAAAACGUAAUGUAGCAAACACUUAACUAGCAUUUAAUUGGGAAAAUAAGGUUGUCAUUAAACUAUAAUAAAGUAAAACCACUUGCUCUUUGACAGGGCGGGAACAGGAAGGUGUUGGUGAAGCAAUGCUAUCACUUUGUGGUGCUUUAGAAGUAUUGCUGGAAUGUUUCUUUCAUUUAGCGUCCAUUAGCAUCCGUUUGGGAAAAUACUUUAUUUUCAAUUAACUAUUGCUCACAUUGUACUGAGCAGCAAGACCCUUUCCUGUCUCACUAAAAUUCCAUUUCGCAUUUUGGGGUGUUCUGCUGUAUUUCACUGAGGGUUACAAACAUGGCUGCACUCCAACUGUUUUUGGUUUUUUUUAAUAAAAAAAAAAACAAAACAAAAAGAUUGCAUCUUCUUAGCAUUGGUUCCAGUUGCGUUCGACGUCAUUCCAGAUGUGUCCAUUUGUUUUUUGUUUUUUUUUCAUAAACUUGUGUGUAUUUGAGAGAGAGGAAGUUCACUUUUUUUUUUUUUUUUUUUUUUUUUUUUUUUUUUUUUUUUUUUUAAAUGACCUUGAUCUUUAAGAACCGGAACCAUUCUAAUUUGGAUCAACACUAACCUUGUGAACCCCCACAAGGGUUCCCCUACUUCCCUGAAAAUGCAUUCAUCCAUUUUGUCCCGCAUCAAGUCGCUCCCUUGAUAUCCUGAAUUUUGUAUACACUAUACGUAUGUCCACGAUAAAAAGGCUACACAUGCCUGUACUAAUGCCAGGUUUUUUUGUGGUAUUCAAAAAUGGGACCAUGAUAAAACGUUUUAAAACACAACACUGCUCAUGACUGAAAGAACACCUACAGUGCAGCGUGGUGGCGGCAUCAUGCUUUGGGGCCGUAUUUCUUCUGUUGGAACAAAGGCUUGAAACAAGGUGGAGGGAAUUAUGAACAGUUCCAAAUACCAGUCAGUGUUAGCACAAAACCUUCAAGCUUCUGCGAGAAAGUUUAAAAAAAAAAAAAAAUCUAGGGAAUGCCUACGAGACCGGCUGUAAUUUAUUUGGGGUUAAUCAGAGGCACUUUGAAUAGUGGCAGUUUUGUGCUGGCUCCCAUGAGUUUGAACGUGAUUGGGUCCUUCCGUGCACAAGCUCUCACCCAGUUACAAGAGGGUGUGCACACUUGUGCAAUCACAUCAUCUCAGUUUUAUUAUUUUUACUUCCCUUCAAAGAUUCUUUCAAUUGAGAUGAACAGGAUAAUAGGUCACGUUACUAGUGGAAAAAGAUUUGAAAUGAUUCAUCUUGGUCUUAUUUAAAAACAUUUUUUUUAACAGAAACCUGGCAUUUGGACAGGGAUGUGAAGACUUCUGUCAAACUCACGAGUGAUGAGAGAGAAUUUUUGAGUGUUUUGAAAAAUCCAAAAGCUGGAAGGUUUAUUUUAUUUUAUUUUUUUUCCUCAAUAUGAACACUUUGAUCGUUUGUCAAGAGAAUCUCAUCGUCAUCGACUCAAUGUAUAUGUGUUAUACAUGCGGAUGAAGGAAUGUAGUUUUUACCACACACGAAUGUUAAGAGAAAAACAUGCUGUUAAUAUUUUUGUUUUGUUACGUAGUAAAGAGUUUUCCGCCUCACUGAAUCUGUUUGCGUUAAGAUGAUGAGGGUGAGUAUGUGUGUGAGUGUGUUUGUGCGUGUGAGGAGGAAACAACCAGCAUGUAUUUAUUGCACUUUUGUGAUUUGGGUGUGCUUUCCCUGUUUCCCUCCCCCCCCCCCCCCCCCUUUUUUUUUUCAUCACGAGUCCCGAAAAGCUGUGAAUUAAAUUCUAAGACACUGUACCAGAGUUGUAAAUAUUUCACCAGCACAAAAAAAAAAAAAAAAAAACAAUAACAAAAAUACACACUAUGUUUUGUAGUUUCACAACAAAUAAAAUGUUAUCUUUUUG